Molecule: messenger RNA, 1215 nt
Organism: Durusdinium trenchii
Lineage: Eukaryota; Dinophyceae; Suessiales; Symbiodiniaceae
Source: the annotation of a GenBank genome assembly
AUGGUGUCAAGCCAAUGGCGGUUUCAGGUCAACCUGUGGAUCGCCAGUUUGCUUGCACUGGUCUUUGGCUAUGUUGAUGUUGUGAGCCUGCUUCGCUAUCAGGCUUUCACGCACCUGAUCACUGGGAAUGCUGUCUUCCUUGGAUGUGUGGCCAUGCGCCCCAUGUCUUCCUCGGACGACACGGUCCUCGGUCUGCCAUUGCAAAGCCCCUUCUUCUAUGUGGCGCUCUGGGGAUCCUACGCGUUGGGUGCCUUCGCACAGUGGUGCUGUGACCUCCGUUGGCCCCAGCGGGGAGGCAGUGUGGCGGCGCUUCCCCUGGCAGCCAUGUUGAUGUGCACCGAGGUGAUGUAUGUUAUCAUUGGCUGUGAUGAGAUGAGCUGCCUGCGCUGGACUCUGGUCCCUCUAGCCGCCUUUUCCGGUGUGAUUGCAGCUGCCUGUAGCAUUGGUCGCAUGGGUGUCCGAACGACCAUGGUCGCUGGGCAUACACUCACUCUGGCUCAAUUGCUGGCCAAGUUGCUUUGGGAGCAUACCUUGCUCAGGGAAGACAUGCAAAAGUUCCUGAUGAGCUUGGCAGUGAUAGCUGGAGCUUUGGGUGGAGCUUGCCACGGCACACUUGCCGUUUGGCAGGUGCAUCAUCAACAGGGGAUGAAGAGCAACAUUCUCUUUUUCCCCAUCCCUGCUUUGCUUUACAUGCUGAUGUGGCUACAUGACCACCUGACCCCGCGUGGCCGCGUGCGAACGAAGCGGCUUGGGGAAAGCACCGAGGAAACGGGUACACCCCAGGUCUCGGACAGGGCGGAAACGGCGGACGUGGAGGUCUUCAUCUUGGAUGACAGCUUGCAACCCUGUCCCAAGUCCAUGGACGAGAUCACCGGCCUCUUGGGCGUCGCAGGGCCACAGGUGACACCUGGCUAUGUGGAACGACUUGCCCCGGAUGGCCCAGCGCUGAUCGGUGCCGGACCCUUGAGCCAAGACAUGUUCAAGGUGAUUGAUGGCGAGUGGGUCUUGGUGCCCAAAGACAUCAUCAAGAUGCGACCGGACAAUAGCAUCGUCUCCAUUGGGCGAGGUGGCGGCACCGUGAAGGUGCGAGGCGGUGUUUUGAUGGCCACCAACGUGGCGGAGUUGCAGCUGACGGCGGGGGCGGUGAGCGCCUGUUGCAUCACAGAGCCACUGCACGUGGAGGGUGGUGCCUCCGUGGUGCUGGCGCCUUGGUGA